AUGGCGCUUGGAAAAUGUGGUCCAGAAGCUGUCAAGCAUUUAAACACCUGCAUUGUUAUUUCCAAAAGCAAUCCAUAUAAAAACAAAAGGGCAGAUAAGCGAUGUACUGACAUUAUGCGGUGGUUUGCCGCCUUUGCGGCCAUUUCCCUGUUUUUUGCCGGCUGGGCAGCUUUGAUUACGUUUGUCGUCAUGUUACCCUCAGAUUAUCCUGAUCCCAAAUGGACAGUGUGGAUGGGCGUAAUUUUUUGGGUCAUACUUUUUAUAUUAAUUCUAGUUGGUAUAUCCGCGUUCCUAGCAUGGUGUUUAAACGAAAUGGGUUUGAAGAAUUACGUUUGCGGAAUUAUAGUAGCUUACGUUAUUGCUGCUUCCCAUGUCAUCGGUUCACAUAUAAUUCUUGCUGCUCUGUACAAAAAUUGGUACGGAAUACCACCUGAUGUGUAUCAGAAAGUAACAGCCAUUGUAUUUGCUAUUGGGAUAAACAUAGAAUUUUUUGAAAUUUUUGGAAUUUAG
Molecule: messenger RNA, 510 nt
Organism: Paraglomus occultum
Lineage: Eukaryota; Fungi; Glomeromycota; Glomeromycetes; Paraglomerales; Paraglomeraceae
Source: the annotation of a GenBank genome assembly